AUGAGGAAGAGGAAGAGAAAUGGAGAAGAAAGAAUAGUAGAGAAACCAGGAGGGUCAGAGCUGAAGGGGACCACUGAGAAAGGAACAGACCAAGAAGGAAGUGAAGAAGAGGAAGAAGAUGAUGUCAGUGGGAGGGAUGAAAAUGAGAAAGAUUUGGUUUGUGACAGAGGGACAGAAGCAGAUGCUGAGGAGGCAGAUGGAGAGAAUGAUGGAAGGGAGGCCAUAAUGAUGCUGGUGCGAACUGAAGUCAUUCUCUCUGUUUACAUCCUGUCCUUCGUGAUCGGCCUUCCAGCCAACCUCCUGGCUCUUUACGCCUUCAGCUUCAAGAUCUACUCCAAACCUCUUCCAACAGACAUCCUGCUCCUCAAUCUGAUCGUAUCUGACCUGCUGUUCUUGAUCAUCCUCCCUCUAAAGAUGCACGAGGCAGCGUCGAACAUGCAGUGGACACUGCCUGAAUUCCUGUGCUCCAUCACCUCCUUCAUCUUCUUCUCCACAAUCUACACCAGCUCUUUGUUGCUGAUGGCAGUGAGUGUAGUUCGCUACAUCGCCGUGGCUUACCCUGUCACCUACCAUAAGCUUCACAAACCUGUCUAUGCGAUCACGUGCAGUGCCAUUAUUUGGCUUAUUUCAGGAGCACAUUGCAGCAUCACGAUUAUCACACAGUACCACCCAUCUCUGUCCCGUGAAAACUCAACUGUGUGCUAUGAAAACUUUACAGACACCCAGUUGGAGGUCAUCCUCCCACUGCGUUUGGAGUUUUUCUUUGUACUCAGCCUUAUACCGCUUUUGAUUUGUGUGUACUGUUACUUGAAUUGCAUCUUCAUUCUGUACAGCCGCCCCAGGAUAUCCCAGGCGCAGAAACAGAAGGCCAUCGGUAUGGCUUUGGGGACCCUGGCUGUGUUUCUCAUUUGUGUGCUGCCAUACAACAUGUCACAUUUAGUGGGCUACAUCCAGGGUGAAAGUCCCAAAUGGAGGUACUACACUUUACUGCUUAGCACCUUCAACACUUGUCUGGAUCCCAUCAUCUUUUACUUUUCCUCCUCUGCCUUUCGUUGUACCAGUAAAAAAUACAUUUUCAGGAAAAAUGAGCUGCCCAUUACAGUUAUACAAACACCAGCCACAAGCACAGGCUGA
Sphaeramia orbicularis (orbiculate cardinalfish) is the source of this 1134-nucleotide messenger RNA. Its product is annotated as free fatty acid receptor 2. Lineage: Eukaryota; Metazoa; Chordata; Actinopteri; Kurtiformes; Apogonidae. Gene Ontology annotation, biological process: G protein-coupled receptor signaling pathway; cellular response to fatty acid. The coding region runs from base 1 to 1134 and encodes 377 amino acids. Gene Ontology annotation, molecular function: G protein-coupled receptor activity. Gene Ontology annotation, cellular component: plasma membrane. The record is from RefSeq and is a predicted model, not a curated record. The transcript is spliced from 2 exons.